UGGGAAGCAAAACAAAGGAUGCUGUGGCUGCCUGAAGUUGUUGUCGUCGUCGAUGUUGCUGUCUAAUUUGGACAAAGUAAACAAGUUUUCCUGUUUCUAAUUUUACAAAUUAUAAGUUGGAAAUUCGUAGUACUUAUAUGUUUAUGUAGGCUAUCAAUACUUUUAAUGUCAAAGGUUUUCAAGUUCUAGAGGCAGUUGAAUGGAAUGCAGUCUAGUGGAGAUGGCAGGGUCCCAGUGUUUGUAUUUCCUAAUACAAUUACAUUUUAUUUGGAGGAUCAGACUACGCAUAAACAAAUCCUAACAUUGUACAACCCGUACGAUUUUGCCGUACGGUUUAAAGUUCUAAGCACAAGCCCUAGAAAGUUCACAGUAGUUGAUCCAGAGGGUUCUAUCAGACCAAAGUGCUGCAUCGACAUUGUGAUUCGCCAUGCAGCUGUCAACCUGGUCAACUGUCAAAUUGUCGACAAAUUUCGUAUACAGAUGUACGACUUCUCUACAAAACAGCUGAUAGGUCGCCGUGAUGUCACUGCCACUCUGGUGACUGGUGAACCUGACAAGUCAAUACCUGACAAGGAGUUUGAGUGUCUGGCAGCUCCCCCCUCCACUCCCUCCCAGCCGCAGCGACAGUAUAGCCUCGGUCACCGAUCUGAGAGACCUGCAUCUGCAGGUCCCAACCAAUGGUUUCUGUCAGCUGUUGCGCUAGUCUGCAUCGCAGUUCUGUGUCUGCCGCUAGAAGGGGAGAAGAGUGCAAUCUCAUGGCCAGUCACUGUCAAUGUCAAACUGGUUGUCUCCUACGUUCUAGGACUGGUCACCAUGGUGAUAUUCAGGCCAGCCUAACCUCCAUGUACAAAGCCUUGUAAUGUACAUAACCGCCUUCUGCUGUGUAAUACGCUGCUCGCUCAAGCUAGGAUCUCUCACCGCUCGUCUUCUGUGUACAGUUUUAUUUUAUAUUAAAUAUGUUUAUAACUGUGAUGUUUUAAA
Molecule: messenger RNA, 981 nt
Organism: Macrosteles quadrilineatus (aster leafhopper)
Lineage: Eukaryota; Metazoa; Arthropoda; Insecta; Hemiptera; Cicadellidae
Product: motile sperm domain-containing protein 1-like
Exons: 6
Coding region: 205-837 (210 amino acids)
Cellular component (GO): cytoplasm
Source: RefSeq, a predicted model, not a curated record